AAACAAUGUAAAGAACAAGUGAACAGCUAUCCCUUUGCUUAUUAUAAAAAAUGUUUAACUUCUGAAACAGCAAUUCAAAUUUUUACUAAUCAUCAACUAAAAAAGAAACAAAAGGAAGAAAUCUUAAGAUCUAAUGAUAAAAUUGUUAUUUAUACAGAUG
Messenger RNA from Dentiscutata heterogama, 160 nucleotides. The record is from the annotation of a GenBank genome assembly. Lineage: Eukaryota; Fungi; Glomeromycota; Glomeromycetes; Diversisporales; Gigasporaceae.